Molecule: messenger RNA, 342 nt
Organism: Fusarium falciforme
Lineage: Eukaryota; Fungi; Ascomycota; Sordariomycetes; Hypocreales; Nectriaceae
Exons: 2
Coding region: 1-342 (113 amino acids)
Source: RefSeq, a predicted model, not a curated record
AUGUGGACUCCCUUUGACUGGGAAGAUCCUUUUCAUGCUCCUCAGUCAAAGGGCGAGGUCGUGACCAUCCCUACUGGAGGGGCCACUGGCGGUACGCUGGCGCCGGGUCUGUGGCGGACGGGCCCUGGCAUCGCAGGCUGCAAUGAUGACGGCACUUGCGAUAUCGUGUAUUCGGCUCCAUCAGGUGACGAGACCAUGGUUCUGCUGGAAGGGUCAGCCGAGGUCCCAGCGACAAAGUCAGGCAAGAAGCCAUCUGGGACGCUCCCCUCGGGCACCAAGGGCGAUGAGCUCUUCUUCGGCAACAUCGACGACAACCCCAAGGACUUGACGCCCUUUACAUGA